CGACCCAACCACCAGGUCCUUUGUGCUAUCUGCAACGCCGAUUAUUUGCUGAUCCAGCGCGUCGCUAAUAUGCGGUCGUUCAAUCCCCGCAUGCGCUGACGACCGCCUCGCCAUCCGCCAGCGCAAUCCCUCAUCCGACACUCAUCCUUGCCUACUCUAUCGGGGACAUCCGACGCACUCGGAAGAAGAACAUCCAGCCAGCCCAUCGAGCACCACACUACGCGUGCCUAAUUGUGUGCAGCCGUGGGCAGAAGCGGCCGGCAUGACACGGCCCAAAGUGCCACCCGAACAACGACAGCGCACCGCCCAGGCCUGUGAAAGCUGUAAGCGUCGAAAGCAGAAGUGCAACGGCCUCUGCCCUUGUAAUACCUGCGAGAAGAGGAAGUUCACGUGCAUCUAUAGCGAGCGGGACGCCCCAUCCCCUUCCGAUGGCAGGCCAGCAAAAAAGCAAACACUGGAGGGCGACCACACCAGCCCGAGCAUUCACGACCAGUCUGCAUCCCAUACUCCAGCCAAUGUACAACACGCUCCGUCACCGCUCAAUAUCCCUCCUCAUGUGUCUCCCACUCUUCAACGGGCAGGCUACGGCGCACAGGAGCCUGUAUCUCACCCAUUGAGCGUCAAGCAGGAGAGUUACUUCAAGGCUCCCGAUGAACAGCCCACCAUUGAAGCUGCGGCGUCAUUGCAGCAGCUUGCGGCAGGCUCAUCUAUGGACGAUCCCCCGCCAUUGAUGUCACGUGGUUCCACAGUUCAAAGCGGGCAGGAGGAGGAGGCUGUGGUCUACACUCAGACCAGAAUGCUGCAAGACCCGACAGGCAGACUGCUCUAUGUCGGCGAUUCGGCGACGCUCUCUUUCCUUCAGCUCCUACGGAUGAUGGUAGAAAACGCCAUCGGACAAUCUCCGUUUACCAACGAUCCUCGUCGGCAUAAGAUCGUCGAAGGUCAAUUCUCUCUGCCAGCCGGAGCCCCGCAUACUCAUCUCCUACCUGACCAAAGAACGGCUCGUGUGCUUGUCGACGCCUUCUUCAUCAACACGCACGGUCUUUUACAGGUAUUCGAGCGCCAUCAAUUCUUGGAAGAGCUUGACCGAUGCUAUUCCGAUCCACUCUCCACAGAGCCUUCGUGGCUCUGCUUGUUGAACUUGGUCUUCGCCAUUGGCUUGACUAUGGCGACGCCUCUUUCUGGUAGUCCGGAAGCCCUCAUCGUUGACAAACUUAGAAGCGAGCAUUUGGACCGAGCGGAAGUUUUCUACUUGAACGCUAAACAUCUUAACGAUCCUAUGACUGGAUUAGAGGACCAAGACUUCUGGUCGAUACAGGCAUUGCUCCUCAUGUCCGUUUACAUGCUCGCCAAGUCGAAACGUAACAACGCUUUUGCACUGCUGGGCAUGGCUGCUCGCUCCGCUCAGGCGCUAGGCCUCCACAGAGAAGAGACUAUGGUGAUAUUCAGCCAAGAAGAUCAAAAAGCACGGAAGAACUUGUGGCGCUCUAUAUUCGUCAUGGACCGCCUUCUCUCGUGCUCCUUAGGCCGUCCUACCGCGAUAUCGGAAACCGACUGCUCUGGAGACGCUCUUCACCCACCGGAGCCACCACCGGACCCAGCUUUCAGCACAACUUCCAACAUGAACGCGGACUUUAGUGAGACCGGUGCAUAUGGUCUCGAAGCAGCCGUAAGAAGCUGUUCUGCCAUUGGGCUCAUUCUCAACAAAGUCUACCAACGCCGCAAAAUAAGCACACGCCUGGCCCAAGAGAUCGCGGACAUUUGCAAAUCGUGGCCGCGUGCUCUACCCCCUAUGCUCCAUUGGCGUCAGGCGGCGAGCGCUAGUCCAAGUCAGGGUGUUGCCAUUCUCCAUGUCAACCUCUUCUACUGUCACUCCAUCAUUCUGCUUACGCGACCUUUCUUCCUGUACAUUUUGAAUAUGGAAUCCCAACGGCAAAUUAGUCAAGCAUCUACCGGAAACCGAGCACCGAGACCGUAUCUUCGUAUGGAGAAGUUCAGCGAAGCUUGCGUCAUCGCAUCGACGCAUACAAUUCUUCUCGUCCAAAACGCCUUUGAUGCUGGAUACCUUUCACGCCGCAAUCCUGCCGUCAUCUACUUCCUAUUUGCCGCUGCGCUCGUGAUCCUAGCCAACGAAUUUGCUGGACUCUACAAAGUCGACUCUGCAGAUUCUUGCAUCCUCAACGCUAUCACGAUCAUGAACUACUGCGCCGAAAGCGACCAGCAAGCAAGCCGGUUAGUCUACAUCUUGAACUCAUUUCGAGAUGUUGUGGCACAGCAAAGAAUGCGGAGGAAGCAAAGCCAGUCAGAUAAUCUGAAUCUACCCAGCAUAUCCUCCCAGCUGUACGGCGUAUCCAUACCGAAUCAGCAGCAGAACGCAGCGGCAAUGCCAAGAUCCGAUCCGAACAACGUAACACCACGCCUUCAUCAAGUACCAAUCCACAUCUACCCUGGAAUGCAGACUGCUCCCGUCGGCGACCCCUCAUCCUCCUUCCAACCGCAGCCUCUAGCACAAACUCUAGUUCCACCGAACUUAUCCGUCCACCUCUCGCCCAUCCAGCACACUCCAGCAGCCACCACUGGUACAGAGACCUUCAAUAUUGAGCUACCUUCCAAACCUCCCAGCCUCUCAAAUGUGCUCGACCUUUCUGGUCUCGAUGCAACGAGGGUACCAAGCCUGUAUUCUGAAGAGAGCGGCGCGGAUGAGCAGAUCGAUUUCGAUGCUCUAUGGGCGUGGCCCAGCAAUACUCCUGCUCUCGGCAGCCCGCGAGUUGCAGGAGACGGAGGCUUGAACGGAGGCAUGAUGGAAAGGGUGCAAGGGGUCAGUGAUAGCGCGGUACCACUUUUUGGAGUAGUGAGGAAUGAGACCAUCGAGGGAUAGCACCGCCGUUAUCGCGCAGGCGUUGGAUAUGAUGAUCAAGUUGCAGGAUAUGGACUGUAUAAUGGCCUCAGAGAUUGUACAUAUGCGCAUAUGGGUCUCACUGUGCACGGUGCGAAGGUGGUACCUCAGGUUUGUGGAGCUCAAAGCUAUACUAGAUUUGGCUUAAUCUUCAAAGUCGCAC
This is a messenger RNA of Trematosphaeria pertusa, 3059 nucleotides long. RefSeq lists its product as uncharacterized. Gene Ontology annotation, biological process: DNA-templated transcription; positive regulation of transcription from RNA polymerase II promoter by galactose. The record is from RefSeq and is a predicted model, not a curated record. The coding region runs from base 263 to 2878 and encodes 871 amino acids. Gene Ontology annotation, molecular function: DNA-binding transcription factor activity, RNA polymerase II-specific; zinc ion binding; RNA polymerase II cis-regulatory region sequence-specific DNA binding. The transcript is spliced from 5 exons. Lineage: Eukaryota; Fungi; Ascomycota; Dothideomycetes; Pleosporales; Trematosphaeriaceae. Gene Ontology annotation, cellular component: nucleus.